GUUUCAGAAUCUGAUCAGGUAAAUAAUAACAAUAAAAAUUCCUCAAGAAUCAGGUACCAAAAAAAUAAUUUAUUCUCACAUAAAAUCGUAUAAAAAUGAAUGGAAAGUUUCUGUAAUCAUUCAGUAUCAUCUUAGCAAAGUUCAAGUAAUCAGUGACAAAAAUAAAAAUUUAUAAGCAACAAGAUGAAGUUAAAGAGCACAUUCACAGUCGAUCCAUUGGAAUAUUUUCCAUACGAAAUAGCUGAACAUAUCUUGUCAUUUUUACCAGUAAAGGAUUUAAUGAGAGCAUCACUAGUUAACACAUUAUGGUAUGACUUUAUAGGACAAUCAAGUAACUUAAUGAAAAAUGUCAAACUCAAGAUAAGUUGUAAUAUGGACCGAGACUAUUCAAGACGAAUUAUGAGUUCAAUUAAGAAAAGUACAAGAAACUACGAGACAUUAGAAGUUGAGAGAUGUGCACAGUGUAUGGAUGCAAUCUACGAUGUAUUAAAGUCACGCAAAUGGAACAACAUAAUCAUCACAAAUACAUGCUUUGGAACACCAGAACAAACGUGGCUGUUUUUCUCAUUAAUUCAAGAACAUGUCAAGUGCUUAGAAUUAAGCGGUGUAUAUGUCCGACAUCCAUACUCAGAUGGUACAAACAAAGGCUUUAUGUUUCCUAAUUUAAGGAAGUUUGUAGCUAAAAACACACAAGCAUUCUUAUUUCCUGAAAUAUUUCAAAAUAUUCGACACCUGACACAACUUGACUUGUUCUCAAAUGAGCAUAAUGUGGCUAGUUUAAAUGCAGUCAUGAAUUUCUUCAAGAAAAAUGAGAAGAUAGAAGUUCUUAAUGUGUCGGGUCGGGUCUUUCAUCAAAUUUUGUAUGACGACAUUUCGGAUAAAGUUCCAUUCAGGCUUAAAAAGCUGUCAAUUGCUAAUGUAAAUUAUCAAGAAGGUGCUUUUUACAAGAGAUUCUACACAAACUUAAUCAUUUUCCUUAAAAAACAAUCAAGCACUUUAGAGACUGUCAUUCUUAGUGACUGGUUGGGUGAUGAUGUCCUUAAGGCUGUCUACAGUUUACCAAAGCUUAAAAGUUUAACAAUUAAAGGAUUUAAUCAAAUACACGAUAAUGUCGAUUACAGUGACUUAAUGCUGAUCAGAAAUCCAUCCAUCAAAAAGAUGAGCAUCGGAGUUUCACCUGAAAACUUCAACAUUCUCAAAUCAAUCAUUGUUGCGACCCCAAACGUAACUUCAUUAUCAAUCUUACACAUGAGUUUCCAAUUUAUGAAUUUUAUAAGUCAAAAUUCACCGCACCUUAAAACUUUAUCAAUUGACUACCUUAACAUCACUCACAUUCCACAACGUGAUUUUUUCAAAAAUCUAGAAUAUCUUGAUGUUAAGGACUACGAAAUGUGCUUAAAGGAAUUUAUCAUGAGCAAAAUGUUUCAUGAUUUGACUGAAUUUGAGCAGCUACUGUUCUUUAUCAUGAUUGACUAAGAAACUUGAUCAUUUUAAGAAAAAAUAUGACACGAUAUAAAUUUAUUAAGGCUUUUUGACUCAAAGUUUUGUAUAUAUUAAUUAAUAUAUAAUAAAAAAAAUAAUAUGAAAAAUACUAAAAUUCUGUUUUGUCAAUAGGGUAAACCAUGUUGAAAUUUGUGUGUUUUUGCACAUGAAGAUUUGAUUUGCAUGUAACUUUUUAAUGGCUGAUAAUGAAAAUCUGAUUAUAAGCUUAAAAUAUCACAAUUUGUGGAAGUUUUCAUUUUACAUUAUGUUAUGAAAG
Chironomus riparius is the source of this 1759-nucleotide messenger RNA. The record is from the annotation of a GenBank genome assembly. NCBI's taxonomy places the organism in Eukaryota, Metazoa, Arthropoda, Insecta, Diptera, Chironomidae.